AUGGUGAAAAGCUACCGCUCAGUACUUCUGUUGGUUUGCGUCACGUUCCUGGUGAUUGUUUCAUCGCCUAAGAAUGCCGUCGAUGCGGACAAGCUCAUCGGCAGCUGCGUGUGGGGCGCGGUGAACUACACCUCGAAUUGCAACGCCGAGUGCAAGAGACGCGGCUUCAAGGGAGGGCAUUGCGGCAGCUUUGCCAACGUCAACUGCUGGUGCGAGACA
Iphiclides podalirius (scarce swallowtail) is the source of this 219-nucleotide messenger RNA. The record is from the annotation of a GenBank genome assembly. Lineage: Eukaryota; Metazoa; Arthropoda; Insecta; Lepidoptera; Papilionidae.